AUGUUCACACAGUCCCCCAAAUACUACAGGUCCAUCCAGUCUAUCUUUGUUGGUGAAGAAACUAAAGCACUGACUCUGGUCCUUCAUCGUGACUCUGGCUCUCUUGGAUUUAAUAUUAUUGGUGGCCGACCAUGCGUGGACAAUCAAGAUGGUUCAUCUAGCGAAGGAAUUUAUGUAUCAAAAAUAGUUGACACGGGGCCUGCUGCUAAGGAAGGAGGGCUACAAAUUCAUGACAGGAUUAUUGAGGAAGACCACAAAGCACUGACAUUACAACGUUGGAUAUUUUACCACCAGAACUCUCAUAACCACAUUUUGGCCUCUCCCUUCAUUUUGUCUCAGGACAAUCUUACAUCAUGUACUACGCUGUAUACGAGACAAGGAAAGAACAACAGAAAAAACAAACGGCAAUAUAACAUAUUUCUCUGCAUGCUGCAAUCCUGCGGAAGAGGCACGUGAGAUGAUCUAGCAGGUGGGCUCAACUUUCUGUCCUUUGCUCCGUUCCAGUGCGGUCCAUAACGUUACUGGGAAUCUCAUACAAUUAUUGGGAAUCUUACCCUGAUUUUGUAAUAAGGAGUAAGUUGCAAAGCAUUGUAUCAUUUGAUUCCAACAUCUUUACGGAAAUUUUAUGUUUGAAGUGUUGGCAGCAAUCUUGAGAGUACUCACAUUAAUAACAAUCCCUAUAACAACAUUUACUGCUACAUAGAAUUUAAUAGCGAAAUUAAACAUAGUAGUGGUUUCAUUAUUUAGUAGUGGCCUUACGUAACAAUUUUAUUUUUAUUAGCAGGGGUGUUAUAUUGUAAAGAUUGCCUAUAUUAUGAACUACAAAACUACAGUAUAAACCUUAGCGAAGAGGCCAGUCAACCAUGUGUAACUAACUGCUGCAUUCCAGAGUCAACAUACUAACUUAGUCUCAUGUCUAACAUCAUUUAGUAUAUAGCUAAUGAGAGUAAGUCAUGAGAGACAUAGAGAGUAUGUAUUUAUGUAGAAAAUGUGAACCUUACUCCUUUACAAGUAGUCAUGGAAUAUAUGUGCAUGUAAGUAAUGGUAAAUGAGUAAAGCACUGCCAUAAGAUUAAUUCAUAGAGAUUAAUUCAUACUGAUGAAAUACUGUAGCAGUUCAGCACUGUGUUAGUAAAAGGCUGAAAAAUGUCAUUUAUGGGAAAGCCUUGAGAAGCUGUCAUCAUCUCAUCAGUUUGCUGGAAAAAGUAUGGUCAUUUAAAAAAAUGAUGGGUUAGGUUUUUAGUUAAUGUAAAUCAUUGCUUUUUUGUGUUCAACAGAAAAAGAACACUAACACCAAAAGAUCUGUCCUAUUCUUUCGCUUUUGUUUGAUCUUUUCCUUUUUGUUAUAACUAAAUUAAAAGAGAUUUCUCAUUUCUCACAUUA
Molecule: messenger RNA, 1382 nt
Organism: Aptenodytes forsteri (emperor penguin)
Lineage: Eukaryota; Metazoa; Chordata; Aves; Sphenisciformes; Spheniscidae
Product: PDZ domain-containing RING finger protein 4
Exons: 5
Coding region: 1-456 (151 amino acids)
Molecular function (GO): protein binding
Source: RefSeq, a predicted model, not a curated record